Molecule: messenger RNA, 429 nt
Organism: Linum tenue
Lineage: Eukaryota; Viridiplantae; Streptophyta; Magnoliopsida; Malpighiales; Linaceae
Source: the annotation of a GenBank genome assembly
UACGAGACGGCUAACCUUUUGAACGAGGAAGUAUUGUAUCCGUCUCUCCAGGAGCUUGUGAAAACCCCAUUCUUCCGUUAUUUCAAGGUGAAAUUAUGGUGUGACUGUCCUUUCUGGCCGGAUGAUGGCAUGUGCAAAUUGAGGGAUUGCAGUGUCUGUGAAUGUCCGGAUAAUGAGUUCCCUGAGUUGUUUAAGAGGCCUUUCCGCCGUGGUCUGCCCUCAGAUGCGCCUAUUUGUCAAGAAGGCAAGCCGGAGGCUGCCGUCGAUCGCACCCUUGAUCAUAGAGCUUUUAGGGGUUGGACAGUGACUGAUAACCCAUGGACAAAUGAUUAUGAGACUAACAAUGAUGAGAUGACGUAUGUGAAUCUGCAACUGAAUCCUGAACGCUAUACUGGAUACACUGGUCCAUCAGCUAGAAGGAUAUGGGAU